This is a messenger RNA of Polyodon spathula (Mississippi paddlefish), 3125 nucleotides long. Its product is annotated as histone acetyltransferase KAT5. Bases 86 to 1726 code for a protein of 546 amino acids. Gene Ontology annotation, molecular function: histone acetyltransferase activity. NCBI's taxonomy places the organism in Eukaryota, Metazoa, Chordata, Actinopteri, Acipenseriformes, Polyodontidae. Gene Ontology annotation, biological process: regulation of DNA-templated transcription. The record is from RefSeq and is a predicted model, not a curated record. The transcript is spliced from 15 exons.
AAGGCGAGCCCGCCGUGUGGUCGUGUGCGUGUGUUUAUCAGGCGCGGCGGCGGCCCCUCUCCUCUCCGGGUUUGAGGAGGGGAACAUGGCGGACUCGCAGGUGGAGAUUGUGGAGGGCUGCCGGCUCCCGGUGUUGAGGAAAAAUCAGGAAAAUGAAGACGAGUGGCCGCUGGCUGAAAUCCUCAGCGUCAAGGAGAUCACAGGGAGGAAGCUGUACUAUGUCCAUUACAUUGACUUUAACAAGCGCUUGGACGAAUGGGUGACCCCGGACAGACUGGAUUUAAAGAAACUCCAGUUCCCUAAAAAGGAAGCCAAAACUCCCACCAAGAAUGGGCUGCCCGGCUCCCGGCCGAACUCGCCCGAGCGAGACGUGAGGAAGAGUCUCGAUCUCGCUCUUCAAACUGCUUCCGAUCCAUCCAGAGGCAAAACCGCCCCCACGCCGAAGAGGAAGGUGGAGCCUGUCUCCCUGGUGACCCAGGUGUCGCCAGCCACUCCUGUGGCCUCCCUGCCAGCCUCCACGGAAACCACACAGGCCUCCGUGUACCCGCUGGUGAGAGACGCCGGCUUCACGCCCAAAUCUGCAGCCGGCAGGACAGAGGCGCGAGAGGACCACGAGCAACUCGGCACUCUCACCACGAAUGGUACAGCCCGCCGCCUCAUCCCGUCACAGCCAGGGAGGAAGAGGAAGGCCAGCUGUCUGGGGACCGAUGAGAUCAUCAAGGUUUUCCAGAAUAUCAACCCUCGAUGUCCCAGCGUGUUCCUCCCCCCUGGAGAGGACUCUCAGGACAGCUCGGACGGGAUCCCCUCGGCCCCCCGCAUGACCGGCAGCCUGGUGUCGGACCGCAGCCACGAUGACAUCAUCACGCGCAUGAAGAACAUCGACUGCAUCGAGCUGGGCCGGCACCGCCUCAAGCCCUGGUACUUCUCCCCUUACCCCCAGGAGCUCACCGCCCUGCCCAUCCUCUACCUGUGCGAGUUCUGCCUCAAGUACCUGAGGAGCCUCAAGUGUCUUCAGAGGCACCUGACGAAAUGUAACUUGCGGCACCCCCCGGGAAACGAGAUCUACAGGAAAGGAACCAUCUCCUUCUUCGAAAUCGACGGCAGAAAAAACAAAAUGUAUUCUCAGAACCUGUGUCUGUUAGCCAAGUGUUUCCUGGAUCACAAGACCCUGUACUACGACACAGACCCUUUCCUCUUCUACGUCAUGACAGAGUACGACUCCAAGGGCUUCCACAUCGUGGGCUACUUCUCCAAGGAAAAGGAAUCGACAGAAGACUACAACGUGGCCUGCAUCCUGACACUCCCGCCCUACCAGAGGAGGGGAUACGGCAAACUGCUCAUCGAGUUCAGCUACGAGCUGUCGAAGGUGGAGGGGAAGACGGGGACCCCCGAGAAGCCUCUGUCCGAUCUGGGGCUCCUCUCGUACCGCAGCUACUGGUCCCAGACCAUCCUGGAGAUUCUCAUGAACCCCAAAUCAGACACGGGGGAGCGGCCGCAAAUCACCAUCAAUGAAAUCAGCGAGAUCACAAGCGUCAAGAAAGAGGACGUCAUCUCCACUCUGCAGUACCUUAAUCUGAUUAACUAUUACAAGGGUCAGUACAUCCUCACGCUUUCCGAGGACAUUGUGGACGGCCAUGAGAGAGCCAUGCAGAAGAGACACCUCCGUAUCGACCCCAAGUGCCUGCACUUCACCCCCAAAGACUGGAGCAAGAGGGGCAAGUGGUAGAGGAGGAGGAGGAGGAGGACAGACAGACAAGCCAGCAUUCCUAAACCCGGGACUGCUGGCCAGCGGUCGCAGAGAACAUUAAUCUGCGUUCCUUCCCACGGACCAAAACCCCUUUCCCAGCAACCCCUGCUCUGUGCUUGCAAGCAGACGCCUUCAGACGCGGAUAGCGAGAGCCCAGCCCAGCCCAGGCUGAUAUAUGGAGAGGGCAGGGCAGAGGGGACAAGCUGUGUGCGCUGGCUGCAGGUGCAGUGAGACUGGGGCCACAUUCUCUGCACCCGUUGGGUUCACCUUUGAUUCUAGUCGUCGGACGUUGUAUCUUGUGUUUCUUUUUUUUUUUUUUAUCGAGUCUUUACACACCAUUUCUAAAAAGGUAACAAACUGACUUUGCAGCCUGCAGUACUCCUUAUAGGCAGGGCCAGUGUAGCUUAAGACAUCUUUUCUGUGACCAGAUUAUGUGAAUAAGUGUACUGUAUGUAUGUAUGUAUGUAUAUAUACUCCUAAGCAGGGUUGACGUCAAUUCCUUUUUAAAAAAUCUAUUUCUAUUGAAUCAAUUCAAAACUGAUCAGAAUUGCAGUUAGCAGUAUUCUGUUUGGAUUCUCAUAGCGGUAACAAAAUGACUUAAAUCUGAAGUCACUGUUGGUCAAUUAAAUUGUCUGCAAAUGAAAGCAGCUGCACAAUCGCAGCCAGUUCCAGUUCCUUCGAAAGGCAUUGCAACGGGGGAUUGAUUUUAAAUUGGAGUUGACAAACGGGAAUCGAUCCCAGCCCUGCACACAAAUUGCUAGUAAAGCUAGACUUUUAAAACGUGGUGUUAAAGGAGGCGGACAGAACGAUCACCGUUUAUCGAGACGUUAGCAGUGAUUUUGAUUAGUCUUGAUUUAUUUGUCAUAUUGAAAGUGAUCAUCGAUAAUAGAGAGAGGACUGGGAUAGGAUUUAGAAUAAAUCAGGAUUUAUCCUGAUAAUUAUCGUCCCUACCUGGUCUUCCCAACCCUGGUCCUGGGGACCCCCUGUGUCGUCUGGUUUCCAUUCCAACCGAGCUCUCAAUUACUGAACCAGACCCUUAAAAGAACUGAUCAUUGGCUUAAUUAGACCUUUUUAAUUGUUUUCAGUUUGUGCUGAUUUCAAGUUAGCCGUAGCAUUUUAUAAGUAGCUUGAACUGCAACUGUUUAAGAGCUGAACAAAAGUUAAAAAGAUCUAAUUAAGCCAAUGAUCAGUCCAGCGAAGGGUCUGGUUCAGUAAUUGAGAGCUCUGUUGGAAUGAGAGGGGGGGGGGGUCCCCAGGAUCAGGCUUAGGAACCCCCAGGUCUCUCAGACAUUGAAACAAGAGUAUCUGGAAUUACUUUCUGGAGGACCGGACGCUUUUAUUAGAGCGAGGAGGUCUCUGGACUAAACUUGGAUUCCGU